UCCUGCUGCCGCGACCCACAUGAGCAGCGUUUCCGUCCGGCCGCUCCGACACGCCGCUUCUGCCUGAAACGGUGGAUCUCUGAGCAGCUCUUGAUCCUCUAGAGACCGCGAUGGAGCCCUGAGGUUAACAGUAAGAUGUGCGAAUCUUACAUUUGUGUAGAAGAUUGGAGUGAUCCUAUAUUGGAAACAAGCUAACCCACACAUGGCCUGCGAGUCGGCUUUACCUGCCAUCAUGGACGAGCAGGCCCUCAUGGGACUGAACCCCAAUGCUGAUGCAUGCUACAGGCAAAGAGCAUUGGCAUAUUUUGAGCAGUUGAAGGAAUCUCAAGAUGGCUGGGAGGUUUGUGCGGAGGCCUUGGCUAAAGGCAUUUACAGUGAUGACCAUGUGAAGUUCUUCUGCUUUCAAGUUUUGGAGCAUCAGAUCAAAUACAGGCACGGGAGCCUCAACGGAGCUCAGCAGCUGCUGAUUAGAGAGACUUUGAUGAAAUGGCUACAGAUGCAGUUGAUGAGCACGCAGUCGGAGAAACCCUUCAUCAAAAACAAGGCUGCCCAGGUGUUUUCCCUAACUUUCAUCAUGGAAUACCCAACUGUGUGGCCCAAGUUCUUCUUUGAUCUGCUCUCACUGGUGGGUCUGAACCCUAACGGUCUUGACAUCUACCUGCGCACGCUCAUGGCCAUCGAUGCUGAGGUGGUGGACAGGGAUAUCUUGCACUCACCUGAGGAGACGCGAAGGAACACAAUAAUUAAAGACAGCAUGCGGGAGGACUGCAUCCCAGCAUUGGUGGAGUCCUGGUAUCAGAUUCUGCAGACGUACCAGCAGAGCCACAGUGAGCUGACAUGUCAGUGUCUUGAGGUGGUGGGAGCCUACGUCUCUUGGAUCGACCUCAACCUCAUCGCCAAUGACAGGUUUGUAAAUCUGUUGUUGAGCCACAUGUCAGUGGAGGAGCUGCGAGAGGAGGCCUGUGACUGUCUGUUUGAGAUUGUUAAUAAAGGCAUGGACCCGGUGGACAAAACCAAACUGGUGGAGUCACUCUGUCAGGUUCUGCAGUCUGCUGGGUUCUUUAAUGUGGAGCAGGAAGAGGAUGUUGACUUCCUGGCAAAGUUCUCGCGGCUGGUGAAUGGGAUGGGCCAGGCUCUGGUGCUAAGCUGGACCAAGCUUAGUAAGACCGGAGAUGUGAAGGUCACUACAGAAACGCUGCGAGCGCUGGAGUCUAAGGUUCCCCUGAUGCUACAACUGCUGGUCCAUGAGGACGAUGACAUUUCAGCAAACAUAGUGGGAUUCUGUUAUGACUAUCUGCAUAUACUCAAACAGCUUCCUGUCCUUACUGAUCAGCAAAAGAGUAAUGUGGAGGCAAUUAUGCUGUCUGUUAUGAAAAAACUGACAUAUGAUGAUGAGUACAACUUUGAGAAUGAGGGUGAGGAUGAGGCAAUGUUUGUGGAGUACAGGAAGCAAUUAAAGAUGCUGCUGGACCGCCUGGCACAGGUCUCUCCUGAGCUCCUGCUGGAAUCUGUGCGCAGAGUCUUUACUACUACCAUGCAAAACUGGCAAACGACACGGUUCAUGGAGGUGGAAGUGGCAAUAAGGCUGUUCUACAUGUUGGGAGAGGCACUGCCUGCAUCACACGGGGCUCAUUUUACUGGUGAUGCUACAAAAGCCAGUACUCUUCAGGACAUGAUGAGGACGCUCAUCUCCAGUGGCGUAAGCGAGUAUCGGCACUCUUCGGUCACACUAGAGUUCUUUGAGACUGUUGUACGCUACGACAAGUUUUUCAUUGUGGAACCACAGCACAUUCCAAUCGUCCUGAUGGCAUUUCUGGACCAUCGUGGUCUGAGGCACAGCAGUCCAAAAGUCAGAAGCAGGGUGGCUUACCUUUUCUCCAGGUUCAUCAAAACUUUAUAUAAACACAUGAAUGCCUAUAUCGAGGACAUCCUGACCAGAAUACAGGACCUGCUGGAGUUAGCUCCUCCUGAAAAUGGCUUCCCGGCUCUGUUGAGCAGCGAUGACCAGCUGUUUAUGUUCGAAACAGCGGGGGUGCUGAUUGUGAACGGAGAAAGUCCAGCAGACAGGAAGCAGGCUCUGAUGCGCAGUCUUCUUACCCCGCUGAUGGAGGCUUUCCGUCUGCUUCUCGCGAAACUGACUCAAGAGGUUGAUGAGGAGAGACAGACAGCCCUCGCUGACUGCCUCAGUCAUGCUGUGGGGUUUGCCAGUCGCACCAGUAAGGCGUUUAGUAACAAGCAGACUGUGAAGCUAUGUGGCUGCUCUGAGGUGUACCUGGACUGCCUGCAGACGUUUCUUCCUGCACUGAGCUGCCCGGUCCAGCGGUGCACUCUGCGCAGUGCUGUGCGCUCAUUUCUCCACCGCAUGAUCAUCUGCCUAGAAGAGGAGGUACUGCCCUUCAUCCCAGCAGCGUCCGAGCACAUGCUGAAGGAUUGUGAGCCCAAAGACCUUCAGGAAUUCAUCCCUCUCAUCAGCCAGAUCACAGCCAAGUUUAAGAACCAGGUGUCUCCCUUCCUGCAGCAAGUAUUCAUGCCAUUGGUGCUGGCAAUCUUUGAGGUGUUGUCACGGCCUGCAGAGGACAAUGACCAAACUGCAGCACUUGAGAAACAGAUGCUCAGAAGGAGCUACUUCAGCUUUGUCCAGACCAUGGCCAGUAGUGGCAUGAAUGAAGUCAUGGCCAACCAAGGUGCUGAAAAUAUUGAGCGUGUGCUGUUCACAAUCAUCCAGGGAGCCGUGGACUUUCCUGAUCCUGUCGCCCAGAAGACCUGUUUCAUCAUCCUCUCUAAACUAGUGGAGCUAUGGGGUGGUAAAGAUGGUUUAGUUGGGUUUCCAGACUUCAUCUACAAGCACAUUGUCCCAGCAUGCUUUGUGGCUCCUCUCAAACCAACGUUUGACCUAUCAGAUGCCCAGACUAUCCUGACGCUGUCUGAGUGUACACUUACUCUGAAAAUGAUUCAUCUCAAGAGGGGUCCAGAGUUUAUUCAGUUCUUGCAGCAGGAGUACUUGCCCUCUCUGCAGAUCUCUCCUGAGAUUGCACAGGAACUCUGUCAAGUGCUUCAGCAGCCAGACACCAAGGUUCUGAAAAACUGCAUGAAGGUAUUUUUUCAGCAAGCCAAACUGUAAAAACUGGAAGUACGCGGGGUUCAGAAACUCCCGUCCAAGAGGACAGCAGUUGUCGGUGCCACAUACAGUUCAACUCAAAGACAGAGCUUAGCAUAGGCUGCUUUUGCACUUAAAGAGAGAAGCUUAACCACGCCCAUUCCUGGUGUAAGGGAAAUGGUGCCGAAACAGGAUUCUCACAAGGAUGAGCUAUCGCAACGGUGACCACAGCCCUCCAGUGACCUAGGCCCAAUCAGUCGUGCUCUUCAUGUGGAUUUGACCUCCAGCCAUGGGGAAGGAUGUGUGAUUGGCCAGCGUGAUGAGGUGGAAAGCUAAUGGGAGUUUGUGGGAGGGGCUUUGAUUUGGAGAGAAAAGUCUGUCCUAAGUUUACCCUUUCCCACCUAAACGAGGGGGAAAAAAAGCAUUUGGCGCUUGAAAAUAUGGAAUGAUCUGAGUAAUAUUUUGUAUUUGUGAGAGAGUUCUUGGUUAAAAAUCUGUAGAGUUUUUAAAAAAGAAACUGUAGAGCAUUUGAAGAUAUUUGGUGGUGAUAAUUUUUGUUUGAGUGGUUGAAACGAGGUUUCACUGAUAAAUUGGAACAAAAGAAGGGCUGGUUUGACACAAUUUUAUUUAAUGAUAGAAUUGAUUUUUCCUUUUAUGUUACAGGAUGAAAGCGUUUAGUUUUUAUUUUGAUGUUUUUGGGAGAAAUAUGAAAGUGCUCUUGAUCCUGGCCUUCUGGGUCUGAAACAUUCUUUUGUCCCUUGCAUCAUCUUCAUUGUCAGAUGUGAACAGUUAAAUGAUCAGAAUCUGCUUCUCUUUCUGAUUUGUAAAAUAAAUAUUUUUUGUUUUGUUUAUGGCAUGUUAAAUGCAUUGUUAACCCACCUAAGCUGUACAGUCCCUCACCAUCCUGUCUUAAUGCAGCUAGACCUCUUUCCUUAACAUCGAAACACUAAACAACGCAUAGUGAAGCUGACAUUAGCUGUAUGGAAAUCAUGGUAUGCAGAUAUGUAUUUUAACAUCCAAUGUUAAAGGAGCUCAACCCUAUCAAUUAUGCAAUGUUUGUGUUUUUUUUUUUUUUAAGUAAUGGUUAAAACAUGACUUUCGGUCUGAGGGCUUGACACUCUAUGGUUACAGUUCUUUAGGUGAAAUCUAAGGUGCUAGAACUAAGGGUGACAUUAAUGUGUUGGCUAGGCAGGCAGUUUAAUGCUAUAGAUGAACAGGUUAACAAAGGAAAACUCUUGUCAUUUUCCACUUUAGUAAUAUGAAUGAAGCUAUAAAGCUGCAUAUUAAAACUGCCCAAUGGUGAAAACAGAGGCUCAGUGCAGUAGGGCUAUAUUAAAUCAAAGAUGGUUUAAAACUGUAAUGGUACCGCUUAAAAAAGGCUCCUUUAUAAAGGGUUUAUAAAUGGGUUAUAAAAGGAGAUUAUUAAUAGUUAUAGAUUAGGUUGUAAAUACUCUAAAAACAUAAAUAAGCAACACCUACAUAGAAAUUACAACAGGAAAAAAAUGUUUUAACAUAUCUUAUAAAAUAAUAUAGAAGGUCAGUUUAGUCGUUUAAUGUUAUUAUAGUUAAAUGAACAAUGUUAUUAACAGAAAUGUUAAUAUUAAACUGAUGGAAAAGACAAAGUAAGAUAAGAAUCUAGUAAGAUAUGAUGUUUAGCAGUAUACAUUAUUGUGGAAUCGCUAUUUGUUACAUGACAGGCCACUGUUGCCCUUCAUAUUUAAGUGUUGUAACUGCUUGUUUAUGGUUUAAAACCUAAUUAAUUACCAUCAAUAAACUCCUUUGUAAACUAUGCAUAAACUCUUUAUGAAAGAGCCUUAUUUUAAAGUGGUAUCACUGUAACAAUAAAGAUGAAUCAAAGUUUAUUUUAGCAGAUGGUCAGUUUACUCUGUUUGCAAACGAAUACGGUUUGUACAAAGAUUAGGUUUGAUGCAUACCAAUUGAUUUAAAAACAUGCAGUUUGCUGAAAUGCUUCAGGUAUUCAGAAGUUCAAGGUCAGCCUGAUUUUUCUCAAAAAAAAGUACUGUCCAAAAUAAGUUUAGUGUUCCAGGACUGUGUUUUUUGUUUCAUAAGGGAAAUUGGAAAAGGUCAGGUCAAAAACAGUAAAACAUAAAUUGGAGGGUGGUAGAGGUGACAAUCCCAAGGUUUUGAUUUGUUCGGAUGCUCUAAUAUAAAUAUGGUCUGCAGCUCUUAAGCUCGGUUGACAGUUACAAUAAAUGAGUCUGUUCAUUAAAUGCAUUAAAUAUGUUAACGGUGAUUUUAUGCUGUUUAUGAAAGCCACAUGCAAUUCUCAACAACUCAUGUAUAAUACAAAUAUGUGUUUUCUUUCACAAAUAUCUGAAAAUUAUGAAAUGAACUGCUUUUAAAACAUUAUUCUGUGAAGGACUGCUAUUGGUCUCAGUCUAGUUCAUUCUAACCAUGUGCCACAACAUGCUGUACUUAAAAUCGCCUUUGUCUCAAAAGACAGCAGAAUUCUCAAAUGUGUGUGAACAAUGCCUAGUGUUCUUGCUUAGUUCUGCUAAAUCUUCAACACACCUACCUACCUGUUCAGUAUCUUUUGAAUACUUGUAUUCAUAUCAGUUGUUUUGCAGUAUGGUGUGAAAUGAGCUGCAUCUCCUUUAGCCCGGGCUGUCUGUUGAUAUUUACCAUAACAGCUCCUUUUGUCCAAUUUAAACAGCACUUCAGAUAGAACACAGCUGAACAACCAUUCAGCCUGCGUUCAGAAUGACACUGGCAGCAUAGCCCUCAGCUGCAGAUCAGGACCUCAGAGUACUCUACACCAAAUACGACAGAAGGCAAUUUCAUUAUAUUUUGAAUGGAGAGAUCCUUGUUGGAAAGUUAUUUUUGAUAUUCCCUCACACCCCUGUCAGUCUUUUGUCACUACCAAUAAAGUGUAUCUAAUGUAAA
Astyanax mexicanus (Mexican tetra) is the source of this 6001-nucleotide messenger RNA. It is a transcript of the gene xpot, whose product is annotated as exportin, tRNA (nuclear export receptor for tRNAs). Gene Ontology annotation, cellular component: nuclear matrix; cytoplasm; nuclear pore. Gene Ontology annotation, molecular function: small GTPase binding; tRNA binding. The record is from RefSeq and is a predicted model, not a curated record. The transcript has 25 exons. Gene Ontology annotation, biological process: tRNA re-export from nucleus. Lineage: Eukaryota; Metazoa; Chordata; Actinopteri; Characiformes; Acestrorhamphidae. The coding region runs from base 203 to 3121 and encodes 972 amino acids.